AGGCUUUUCCCAAAUAAUUUCGUUAUCAAGCAUGACUCUAGUUUUAUUCAAGCAAGCAUAUUUGAGUUUAGUAAUUUUGUUUCAUAUUGGACUCGUUGUUGGUGUUGCAAGUGAGGCUGCCAGUGAGAAGCGAGAUGAGUCUGGAGGAUCUCAGACUAAUUUGGAGUAUAGAACUGACUGUUCCAAACUGAGACCUGGCCAGUAUUUAUGUUUAGACUUCAACAUAGACCCAAACACACAACAACCCAAGAACUGUCAUCAUCAGCUACACUAUGCUAACAUUACGUGUCAGAGCGCUCCUGGAAUUAUCUGCAGCGAGACAGGCAACUCUACCUUUACCAGCACCACACCCUGUCGACCCACUAGUGGCCACAAUUAUGAGACUGCCCUGCUGCUCUCCAUAUUUCUUGGAAUGUUUGGGCUGGAUCGGUUCUACCUUGGUUACCCUGCAAUAGGUCUGGCAAAGCUAAGCACACUGGGCUUCUUCUUCCUGGGCCAGCUGAUCGACAUCGUGCUGAUAGCCACGCAGACCAUCGGACCAGCAGAUGGGUCUCACUACGUUAUCAGCUACUACGGCCCUGCAAUCUCCGUGGUGACUCGUGACAAUGACACAUACCUCAUGCCACAGCCUGAUUGGCUUGUUGCAUCAUGAGAGGGAUAUUGCCCCAUUGCGCCUAGUUAUAAUGUCGUUUUAUGAGAAGUCACUCAUUUUUUACUUUAUCAUUAGAUAUCAUGUUUGUACUCUGAUGCGUUGUGAUGUUACCUAGUACUCAACUGCAUCAGAAUGUCUCUUGUAUCCAAGAGUUGUGCCAUUCUAUGAGUGCUUUAUUACAUUAUUUAAAUGAUUGCACGUUACAUAUUGGGUACCAACGUAAUGCGGCACAGUGCUGCCUUUCACCAUUGAAAUUAUAUGAUAACUUGAUGCAGCCACCAAUGCACUCACGCAUGUUUUGGAUGAUACCAAAUGCACCCACGAUUCUGCUCGUCAGUCACGCGAGUCGGGUGCCCCACUUUUUACUAACUGAGACUGUUGGAUACUACUUAAGCUCUACAUUGAACCGAAUAACCUAUUUAUUUCAACGCUUCUGUGGUAGUAUCCUAUUUAUUGUACAUAUCAUGAUCAUACAUAAAUUGUAAAUACAUUAGAUAUGUUUACAUCGAAUGAAACUCAGUAUUGUAUAACUUUAUAAAGAACCGAUACAACAUAGAAUUGUAUCUGCAAUAUUAUUUAUCACCAGAAAAAUUUAAUUAAGAAUAUGAGGAUGUAUGUGGGAUUCAAUCCAAUAAUUCCACCUCCCUAUUUCGAAUAGUUGUUUGCCUGCUGACUGGAAGUUUUAUUGAAUAGUUAUUUAGUGAAUAUUCUGAAGAUUACUUUUCAAUGUGAUACAUUUCAGGGCAAAUAUUUCCAGCAGUCGUAAAAGCGAGGUUAGAAAAAAUGGAAGUUUAUUUUCUUAUUUGACGUGAACUGCUACAAUCAUGCUUAUCUAUUUCUUCAAAUCCGUUUUAAGGCUUUGCUGCACGAAAACGUCUUGUUACAUGUCACCCAUGGGCUGGAAUCAUGGUCGUGAAUUGCAGCUGGAACUAACGACCAUUCUUUUUUUUUCCUGCCCAAACUAAAAAUCACACUUUAAAUCAAGUCGUCUUGCAAAUUACGACCACCUCGGGCAUUUUUUAUGUCAACUGCGGCCUUUAGCGCUAUUCUUCUCCCUAUCACCAAAAGCGUUCAGUAAUUCAUAUAGAGAAUUUUGUAAUCUUCCAAUUGAUUUCCACGACACUCGUUUUAGCCCCUCCCUGAAAAACAGUCAUUUGAAUCAAGUAAAGUAUUGUAGUGUCCGGCAGCGUUCUUUGGCUGACGUGGAUGUUGUAAAUGAUAUUCCUUGUUCGUUGGCGCCGCGGAAUGGGAGACACACAGGCUCAAGCAACCUUCGGCGGGCGCGAACCUUAGUAGGUAACUAUUAUCAGCUGAAAGUUAGAGGGCGCAAAAUAUGAACUUGCCGUGCCAGAAACUUAGGGAAAUGGUUUCCAAAAUAUCUUGUCGGUAUCAAGGAUUUUCAUAGUCAAUUAAAAGUUUUUGUUUGAAGCGACUACCAAACAGCUGAGCAGCUCCUAGUCAUAGAAAUUCGUUAUGUCAUUCGAUUGCUUUCUUCUGAACGGUAUUGAGUGGAUGCGGAUUUGAUAGAGAAUUUUCAAAAUCGAAGCAUUGGAUUAGAUGCGCCAUCUAUCAAAAUAAGCGCGAAUCUGAAAUAGGUACAAUUCAGCCUUUUGUCUAUCCGUAGUUUGUAAGUCUUGGGUGUAUGCAAAUGAGAUCAGAUUUGUGACAAGCAAUAAUCGAACAAAAAUUUUCAUGCAUGUUGUUAGUGGUUAAGAUGACCAUGAGGCCAUGCCGACUAAUCCAAAUGCUCCACGUCUGCCCAAUGAUAAAUAAAGACGAUUCCGAUAAAAAUAAGUCUUACCGUGUUUUUAACUGUACUUUAUUAGUUUUUUUUAUCUCAGUUGCUAACCUAUUUCAUAUAAAAUGUGCACUUCAAUCAAGAACUGGAAGAUUUACUGAGUAAUAGUAUGCAUAUUAUAUACAA
Hyalella azteca is the source of this 2576-nucleotide messenger RNA. It is a transcript of the gene bisc, whose product is annotated as TM2 domain-containing protein CG10795. The record is from RefSeq and is a predicted model, not a curated record. The transcript is spliced from 2 exons. The coding region runs from base 32 to 652 and encodes 206 amino acids. Lineage: Eukaryota; Metazoa; Arthropoda; Malacostraca; Amphipoda; Hyalellidae.